UAUUAGAAUUUUCUCUUUAUUUUGUUUAUCAUUUUUUCAAUUUAUCAUUCUCAUUAAUUCGGCUAAACCUUCGAUAAUGAUACAAUUACCAUCAGAAAUUCGACUUAGAGAAAAUGUUUCAUACAUUUUACAAUGUCCAGUCGUUUCUGAUUCGAAACCAAUAUUCUUCGAAUGGCUUAAAAAUGGCCAGCCACUUCAAUUAUCUAAUUUUGAUCAAUAUAAAAUUGACCACUAUGAUACAUGGUCAACAUUGACCUUUAAACAUUUAACAACAAACGAUCAGGCAACGUAUACAUGUCGUGUAAAAAACGUUGAAGGCAUUGAUACUACUAGUACCAAACUGCUUGUACAAGGUUUGUUUAAAAAGAAUUGUGCAAAAAUGAAUUUCUUCCAUAUUGAAUUGUUAAUUUUAUGUUGUUUAUGGUUUCAUUUUGACCAUCUUGUUGCAUCAUCAAAUGAUCCACCAGUUAUUUCCCGAAUAGUUUCAACACAUAUGAGUCAAUCCCAGGACUCAAUGUUGAAUUUAAUGUGUCCAAUUUCUAGUGGUUCACAACCAAUCACAUUCAAAUGGUUUAAAGAUAAUAUUGAAAUUAAACAUGCAAAUCAACGUGGAUCGAUCGACAAUAAGCCUUCAUUUUCCGUGUUGAUAAUACCGGAAUUAGAAUUGAAAGAUUCUGGAAAUUAUUCCUGUGUAGUUAGUAAUGCUUAUGGUAUCGAUGUUCAAUGGACAUUUCUUCAAGUUAAAGCAUCUGCAGGUUCUCCAAAGUUAUUUGAACUACCCAAACGUAUUGAAUUGCAAGAAAAUUUUGAUUAUACUUUUACUUGUAAUCUACUUUCAGGCAUAAAGCCUGUUACAUUUUAUUGGUUAAAAAAUGAUCAUAAAAUUUCCGGAAAACAUUCUCAAAUGGAUCAAUCUUCUUUUUCAUCGUUAAUAUUGAAAGAAAUAAAACGAAAUGAUUCUGCCAAAUAUACGUGUACGGUACAGAAUCAAUUCGGUAUGGAUUCUACAUCGAUCGAAUUAUUUGUUCAAGUUCCACCUAGCUGGAUCAAAGAACCAAAAGAUGUUAAUCUACGUAUGGGUGAAGAAUAUUCUGUGGAAUGUUUAGCCGAUGGACUGCCCAAACCGAAAAUCAAAUGGUUAACACCUUCGGGUAAAACAAUUGAAAAUGAGAUUCUUGAUUUGAGUAAAUUGAUUAAAAAUGAAAAAAAUGGCCGACAAACAUUAACAUUCGAAUGCGUGGCUGAUAAUGGUAUUGGUGAGGCAUUACGAAAAUCGAUAACCAUCUCUUAUAAUGUACCGGCGAGAUUCGAUGAAAAAUAUAGCUCAAUACAAGCGAAAAAAGGUGAUAUAAUUGUAUUGAAAUGUAAUGCUACUGGGGAUCGACCAAUCACAAUACGAUGGACAAAGGAUGGAAUGAAAUUGGAUCGUUUAAGUCACCAUCAUCAUUAUGAAAUGAAUGAUUUUCCAACUAGUUAUGGUGUGAUUUCAGAAUUAUCAAUUCGCUCGGUACAGAAGACUGAUGGUGCAAUCUAUAAAUGUGAUGCUGAAAAUGAACAUGGUCGUGAUGAUCGCACAAUUAAAUUGUUGGUUGUUGAAGAACCAAGUUCACCUGUUAAUGUUAAAAUCAAUGAAGUAUGGUCACGUUCAGCUAGUGUUUCAUGGCGUCAUCUUCAAAAUGGUAAUUCCCCUGUAACAAGAUAUUUGAUACAAUAUUGGCGUCGACAAAAUGCACCACAUCGUUUGAAUGAAGUUAAUGUUAGCAGUUCGCAAACAUCAUUUUUGAUUAAAAAUCUUUCACCUGGAUUAUCAUAUGAAUUGUCCGUUAUUGCUGAAAAUGAAGUUGGACGUAGUGAACCAUCGGAAACGGUGCCAUUCUUUACUGGUGAGGAAGAACCAAGUGCACCACCAAAUGAUAUAAAUGUUGAGCCAAAAGGUCCGACAACAAUAAGAAUUACAUGGCGUGCACCGCCAAAAGAAUUUUGGAAUGGACUGAUUAAAGGUUAUUAUGUUGGUUUCCGAAAAGCCGAAGAUUCAAACCAGGCUUAUACAUUAAAAUCUAUUGAUUCAAAAUAUACGGAGGCUAAUCAAAUUGAAAAUGAAGUUUAUGAAUAUUUUCUACGUGAUCUUUCACGUGGAACAGAAUAUGAAAUUGUUAUUAAAGCAUAUAAUAUGGCCGGCAGUGGACCACAAUCGCAUGUAUUAUUGGCACGUACAUUGGAUGGUGAUCUACCACCAGCGCAACAUCUCAUUGCAACCGAAACAACAACCAAUUCCAUUUCACUACGUUGGCAUCAACGUGAUAAUCGUGAUUCAAUAACACCAAUCAUCAGUUAUACAUUACAAUAUCAGAAAGAAGGUGAACCAAAAUGGCAUGAAAUUCCAUUCAGUACAUUGGCUACAUCGUCACCAUCAAUCAUGGAACAAUCAUCAUCAACGAUGCCAAUCUAUACAUACACUUUAUCUAAUCUAGAAAGUGGUGUGCAUUAUCGUAUAUUUGUUACCGCUGUUAAUCGUUUUGGUUUUUCUGAUCCAAGCAAUAUUGUCUUUACCAAAACCAUUGGAGAACGAUUAAAUUUUCAAGGAAAAUUAAUGAAUCAUCUUUAUUAUGAAAAUCCCUAUUAUAUGCAACCAGAAUUUACUAUUCCAAUUAUCACUGCAUUUGUAAUCGUAUUCAUCAUAAUGGUUGUUGCCUAUGUUUGUGUACGUCGGGCUAAACAUCGUGCUGCUGCAAAUAGUCUCAUACUGGAUAGUGCAACAUUAAGUAAACAAUUUACCGGGUAUAGUACCGGUCCUAGAUAUGCUGAUUUUGAUAAAGUUAGUGGUAAACCAUUGAUUAUGACCGAACAAGGUAAUAUAUUUCCAGCUGCAUAUGCAACAAUGCCAAUGGAUGAAAAUAUGCAGCCAUGGACAGGAGAAAUGAAAAAAGAUUCACAUAUUUAUGAUCAUCCACAAUAAUCCAAACAAAAUUGACUAUCAUCGUUUUUGGCUUUCAAAC
Molecule: messenger RNA, 2996 nt
Organism: Dermatophagoides pteronyssinus (European house dust mite)
Lineage: Eukaryota; Metazoa; Arthropoda; Arachnida; Sarcoptiformes; Pyroglyphidae
Product: cell adhesion molecule Dscam1-like
Biological process (GO): synapse assembly; homophilic cell-cell adhesion
Cellular component (GO): synapse
Molecular function (GO): protein binding
Source: RefSeq, a predicted model, not a curated record